Paramecium tetraurelia is the source of this 1500-nucleotide messenger RNA. RefSeq lists its product as uncharacterized. The record is from RefSeq and is a predicted model, not a curated record. Gene Ontology annotation, molecular function: protein binding. Gene Ontology annotation, cellular component: Pwp2p-containing subcomplex of 90S preribosome; small-subunit processome. Gene Ontology annotation, biological process: rRNA processing. Lineage: Eukaryota; Ciliophora; Oligohymenophorea; Peniculida; Parameciidae. The transcript has 3 exons.
AUGGUAAAACUUUAAAACAAACCAAAUAGGAAAUCUAAAAAAGCUCUCCAACUCAAAAAACUUUCUGAAUAAGUACCUUAGUAGAAAUAUUAAUAAUAUUAAUAAGAAGAACUAUUGUUAUUUGAAAAUGAUAAUUAAAAUGAAAGUGAAUAAUCUGUCAAAUAAGAGUAAUCGAAUUAAAAAAAAGAAGAAGAAGAUUACGCUGAUCAGCCUUUGGACCAAGAAGGAGAUUUAGCUUAAUGGGCAGAUGAAUUCGAUGAAAAAAUAUAAGUGGAUUUGAGUAAAUAGACAAAAUUGAGAAAACUUAUAAAAAAUGGACAAAAUCUAGUUACAGGAAAGGAAUAUUAAAAAAAAUUAAGAGAAUUUUAUAAAAGCUCCCAAUAAAAUAAUGAAUUCUUAAGUUGGGCCCAAUCUAAAUAGCAAAUUAAAUAAGAAAAAGAUAAAUUUGAUCAAACCUAAUUGAAUGCCAAUUUAAAAGAAUUAUUGUCCUAAAAUAUCUAAAAUCAACCAACCAAAAGUAGUUUGCUUCCAAAUAGAAUUAUCUAGAUUGAAUAAGCAGGAAUUAUUAAAGCGAAAAUAAACACAGUUAUUUAAUCAAUUAGUUUUCAUAAGAAAUUACCAAUAUUUGCAGAAGGAGGGUUUGAUAAGUUGAUUAGGAUUUAUCAAUUCAAUCCAAACAAAUAGAUUCAACUUAUCAAAUCGAUCGGAUUAGAGAAGUUUCCAAUAUGUAAAUUGCAAUUUAUGAAUGAAAACAAUAACAUAAUAGUAGCAUCCCCAUUCAAAACAUAUCUGAUUGAAGUUGACAUCAAUUCUUAAAAGUAUAAGAGAAUAUAGUCUACUUUAUUUGCUAAGCAUUUCAAUUAAUCUGGGAAAUAUAAUAGAUAAAUAGAAUUUACAAUUAGUGAAGAUGACAAAUACAUAGCACUAUUUAAUGAAUCUGGUUACAUACACAUUUUAAGUGGAGAUAGUAAAAUUCUUUUGAAUGAGUUCAAAUAGAAUGAGGCAUGUAAAGCUGUUACAUUUGCUGAUGAAUUUCUAAUAUCAGCAGGUCAGGGUGGUAAGAUCUACUAAUGGUCCUUGUAAAAAUAAUAAAUAUAUAAUGUUUUUCAUAAUCCAGGAGGAUUUGAAGUGAAUUGCUUAGAUUUUAAAUUAGAUCUAUUGGCAGUCGGCAGUAGAACCGGUAUUGUGAAUGUCUUUAAAUUAAAUUCUGCUACAAAGUUAUUCAACAAAGAUCCAAUAAAGGAAAUAUAGAAUUUAACCACAAGUGUAAAUGAAGUUUAAUUUAAUAAAUUUUGUGAAAUCUUAUGCAUAAGCUCGAAAUGGAAAGAUUCAGCUUUAAAAUUAGUUCACGUUGAUACUUUUACAGUAUUUGAAAAUUGGCCAACUGUCACCACAUGUCUGAAAAAAAUCUCAGCAAUAGGAAUAAGUAAUGAUUCCAGAUUCUUGGUGAUAGGAAAUGAGGAUGGAGAACUGAGGGCUUUUCGUUUGCUACAUUAUUGA